Aspergillus welwitschiae is the source of this 348-nucleotide messenger RNA. RefSeq names its product L-rhamnose mutarotase. The record is from RefSeq and is a predicted model, not a curated record. The coding region runs from base 1 to 348 and encodes 115 amino acids. The transcript is spliced from 3 exons. Gene Ontology annotation, molecular function: racemase and epimerase activity, acting on carbohydrates and derivatives. NCBI's taxonomy places the organism in Eukaryota, Fungi, Ascomycota, Eurotiomycetes, Eurotiales, Aspergillaceae.
AUGCCCACCCGCCGCAUCGCCCAAAUCGUCCACCUCAAGCCGUCCGCCAUCGCCGCAUACAAAGAAUGUCACGCGAACGUAUGGCCCGAAGUUCUGCAACAGAUCAAGGAGUGUAAUAUUUGCGAUUACUCUAUAUUCUUCGAUAAUGAGCGGACGUUGUUCGCAACAUUCAAGUAUGUUGGAGAGGACUUUGAGGGGGAUAUGCAGCGCAUGAAGGCGAAUCCGAAGGUCAGGGAGUGGUGGGCUUUGACGGAUGGGAUGCAGGAGAGUCCAGUGCCUGGGGCUGUUGGAAGUGCUGAAGGUCCUGGGUGGUGGAAGGUAUUGGACGAGGUGUUCUAUACUGAAUAA